AUGGCCAGCGUCGGGAAGAAGCAGGGCGGCGUGCCGGCGCUGGGGUGGUGGCUGAUGGCGGUCGGCACCGUCCGCCUCGCCUUCACCUGGUCCUGCCUCUUCGGCUCCGGCGCGCUCUGCUCGGCAGCCUACCCCCAGGCCCAGGUGAGCAACGUCCAUGGUCGAACGGUGGGUGUGUGGACGCUGCUGUCGUGCACGUUGUGCUUCCUGUGCGCCUUCAACCUCGGCAGCCGGCCCAUCUACGCGGCCACCUUCCUGUCCCUGGUCUACGCCUACGGCCAUUUCCUCGUCGAGUACCUGCUCUACCGCACCGUCCGUCCGGCGAACCUCGUCGGCCUCGGCGUCUUCGCAGUGCCGGCGAUCGUGUGGAUGCUUGCUGAGUGGAACACCCAUGGGCUUCGGCUCCGUACUGCUGCCACUGCCAAGCAGCCCUGAAUCCCUGAUGAAGGGCCGCCUGUUAGCGUGUCAAUGAAUUAGCUAGUAGGCGUGAGCCCUUCAAGAAAAAUCUGUGAUGGCGCCUUCGACCUAGUAUAUAUUAUGGACCGAGAUAAUAUA
Messenger RNA from Panicum hallii, 555 nucleotides. RefSeq names its product ergosterol biosynthetic protein 28-like. NCBI's taxonomy places the organism in Eukaryota, Viridiplantae, Streptophyta, Magnoliopsida, Poales, Poaceae. The transcript is spliced from 3 exons. Gene Ontology annotation, molecular function: protein-macromolecule adaptor activity. Bases 1 to 435 code for a protein of 144 amino acids. Gene Ontology annotation, cellular component: endoplasmic reticulum; membrane. The record is from RefSeq and is a predicted model, not a curated record.